UAGGAAUGCCCCGCCCCAUCUUUCUGUUGUCCCUUAGAAAUCAAAUUAGAUGAAAGGUUCAAUUUCAAAAGUUGACACAGAACCUUCAAUCAUCAACAAUCACAUCAUAUUCUUUCCUAAACCAAAUCAGAUUUGAUCUCAAUCACAACUUCUCAACUCUCUGCCCCUAAACCUUGCAAGCAAGAGUUUCAUAAUAUAAGACAAGCAAGACACACCCCACCCCUGCAUCCAAACCAAAACCAAAAGAAACAACAAAACACUUUCUCAGAUUCAUAUCCCAUCUUCUCUUCUCCCUCUUCUUAAAACCAGGGAGGGAGAGGGAGAGAGAGAGAGAGAACGUGCUUAACAUAGCAAUGGCAAUGGCCAACAAGGAGAGGGAGAAGAAGUUCUUCUUUGUAGGGUCACUAGUAAACUACGCAGCUGAACUAAAGCUUCUUCUCGCAACUCUCUUCCUUCUUUGUGGUGUUGCCACUCUCCUUCAAUUCCUCCCUUCGCGUUUCACCAUUUCCUCCUCCGAUCUCCGCUUCUGCAUCUCAAGGGUGUCCCUAACACCCCCACCACCCUCUACACCCCCACCACCCUUUACAACACUUUCUACACCCCCAACACCACUCUCUUCCACCCAAAAACACCUUCCCAAUGGCACCAUCAAGCGUGUCUUCAACCCUCACGGCUCCGCGGCCUACAACUUCAUCACCAUGGGAGCAUACAGAGGAGGACUCAACACCUUCGCCAUCGUUGGCCUUUCUUCCAAGCCACUCCACGUUUAUGGCAAACCCACCUACGUGUGUGAAUGGAUCCCUGAUCUCCCUUCACUGCAAAACUCUUCAAAACCCAUCAUCACAAAAGGCCUCAAGUACCUCCCUGACUGGGGCUAUGGCCACGUCUACACCGUGGUGGUAGUUAACUGCACCUUCAACGGCACCGCUGUCAAUGGUGACAACACCGGUGGCAAGUUGGUGCUCCAUGCUUCCACCUCAGGAGCCGGUGACACUGGCUUCAACGUCACCGACAGAAUAGAGGUCCUCCAUGAAGCACCGGGAGCUUUAAACGCUUCACUUUUCAUGUCAAAGCCUAAGUAUGACUACUUCUACUGUGGCUCUUCUCUCUAUGGGAACUUAAACCCUCAGAGGGUGAGGGAGUGGAUCGCUUACCACGUGAGGUUCUUCGGGCCAAAGUCGCAUUUCGUGAUUCAUGAUGCUGGUGGGGUGCAUGAGGAGGUGCUUGAGGUGCUGAAGCCGUGGAUGGAACUAGGGUUUGUGACAUUGCAGGAUAUUAGGGACCAAGAGAGGUUUGAUGGAUACUAUCAUAACCAGUUCAUGGUGGUCAAUGAUUGUCUUCAUAGAUACAAGUUCAUGGCCAAGUGGAUGUUCUUUUUCGAUGUUGAUGAGUACAUUUAUGUGCCUCCUAAGACUACUAUCAAGUCCGUGCUUCACUCACUUUCGGAAUACGACCAGUUCACCAUUGAACAGAUGCCUAUGAGCAGCAAGAUUUGCCUCUCUGAGGAUUACGGCAAAACUUACAGGAAAUGGGGUUUUGAAAAGCUUGUGUAUAGAGACUCAAUUACAGGAAUUCGUAGAGAUCGAAAAUAUGCAGUGCAACCACGGAGUUUGUAUGCAACAGGGGUGCACAUGUCAAUGGAUCUAUCAGGAAAGACAACACACAAAACUGAAGGUAGGAUCAAAUACUUCCACUAUCAUGGAACCAUAUCAGAAAGGAGAGAAACAUGUAAAAUACUCGUCAACACAACACAAGUCACCCAGAACAAAAUUCCUUAUGUGAUGGACACCACAAUGAGGGACACUGCUGGGGUAAUCAAGAAAUUUGAGCUCAAGAUGAUUGGAACAAGGUUGCAGAAGACAAGGCAAUAAUGACAUACCUCAAAUCUCUCAUUCCUUUUCUCUUGAACAGGAAAUGGGCUUUCCUAUAAAGAAAUAUAUAAUUUAACUUGUGGCAGGAUAAAAAAAAUCUCUGAGAGUUUUUAUAUAAUAUCUGUAUUAUAUAUAAUUUUUUUUAUUUAUCUGGUACAGAUGGGGGUAUAUGAUCUUGUUUCAUAUUUAAUAAAUUUUUUUUGGGGGGGUGGGGGGUUCUGUUCUGUUAUUUGAGUUUUCUAUGCUGUAUUUUUGUAAAAAAUAAUGAAUAAAAAUAUAUGGUUUAAUUUUAA
Glycine soja is the source of this 2164-nucleotide messenger RNA. RefSeq names its product galactan beta-1,4-galactosyltransferase GALS3-like. Lineage: Eukaryota; Viridiplantae; Streptophyta; Magnoliopsida; Fabales; Fabaceae. The record is from RefSeq and is a predicted model, not a curated record. The coding region runs from base 354 to 1871 and encodes 505 amino acids. The transcript has 2 exons.